GUGAUCCGCAGCGAGCUGUUUCACUAUGGGCCAUCUGGACAGAACAUUACGCUGGACAACCUGCAGCAACAUUUGGCCAUGUUGCACACCAUCGACGGCUGGAGUGGAUCUUGCGAAGCAGCUGAUGUCACGCACGCUUUAUGGUUGGGAACGGGACGCGACUGCGUCGGAAGUUUAUUGCUUGACAUGGCCGAGUACUGGGAUCGAUGCAAGCCAUUGGCAACCUACGAUGAAAGGCUCCUAGUCAUUUUGCACGAUUUCCAUGUUUGGUGUCGAGAGAGCGGCGCACGCCCAUCCGCAGUUGAUGAAAUGAGUAUCUUCCAUCAACAUCAUUAG
Messenger RNA from Symbiodinium pilosum, 336 nucleotides. The record is from the annotation of a GenBank genome assembly. Lineage: Eukaryota; Dinophyceae; Suessiales; Symbiodiniaceae.